AUGGUGCGUCAGCUGCACGACGGUAUGAUGGCGCGAGUCACGGACAACGGAUCUGUCUCAGAGACAUUCGUAGUGGCCAACGGAGUGAAGAAUGAAUGCGUGAUGGCACCUACCCUCUUCAGUCUUAUGUUCUCUGCCAUGCUGAUGGACGCCUAUCGUGAUGAGCACCCCGGGAUCCGCAUCGCCUACAGGACGGACAGUCACCUGCUGAAUCAACGGCGGAUGCACUUCCAAUCGCGCGUAUCCACAACCACCGUUCACGAACUUCUCAUCGCCGACGACUACGCCCUGUACACCACAUCGGAAGUGGAGAUACCACGGAGCAUGGACCUGUUCUCCGCCGCCUACGAGAACGUUGGGCUGGUCAUUAACACGCAGAAGACGGUGGUGAUGCAUCAACCGCCACCCAACACAGCCACAGCCCACAACGCGUCGCUGCAAAUCAGCGUCAACGAAACCCAAUUGCAAAUGGUGGAGGACUUCCCGUACUUGGACAGCACCCUCUCCCGCAACACCAAGAUCGAUGACGAAGUCGCCAACAGGAUCUCGUAAGCCAGUCAAGCCUUCAGUCUCCUCAAAAGCACAGUUUGGAAUCGUCAUGUCCUCCAACUGAGCACGAGGCUAAAGAUGUACAAGGCCGUUAUCUGCCGACGCUUCUGUAUGGAGCGGAGACUUGGACGGUGAACACGAAGCAGGCACACCGACUGAACCACUUCCAACUCAGUUGUCUCCGUCGCAUCCUGAGGCUGAAUUGGCAGGACCACACCCCCGACACAGAUGUGCUGGAACGGACGGGAAUCCUCGGCAUCUACGUCGUGCGGAGAAAAAUGCAGCUGCGCUGGAGCGGCCAUCUGGUGCGCAUGGACGACGAGCGACUACCCAAACGACUCUUCUACGGAGACGUUGCGACGGGUUCUCGCCGCCAAGAUGGUCAAAUUCUUUGAUACAACGAUACUCUGAAGUCCACCCUGAAGCGCCCUCAAAUCAACCCGACCAACUGGGAAAAACUCACCCUCUACCGACCGACCUGGAGGAGGACAGUGAAGACAGGCGCUGCGAUCAACGAAUCCAUCCGCAUCGCUGUCGCCAAAGCGAAACGCUAAGCCCGCAAAUCACAAAUUCGCCCAUUACGCAACUGCGACGCACAACCGCUACUAACGUGUCCUCGAUGUCAACGGACAUUCCGGGCUCGAAUCGGACUUGUUCGACAUCUACGGAUCAACUGCGCCUCUCAAACUGCACAAAACUUCGUACCCCGCCCGCUUCUUCUUCCUUCUCUCCGCCGUCAAAUUGCUCUGAUAAUUCUUCUGCACCACCACUUCCAUCCUCCUCCCCCUCCACCAACUACUCCUCCUCGUUCUCGUUGUCAUCCCCCUCCUCCUCCUUCUCCUCUUGCUCCUCCUCAUCCUCCUCCUCCUCCUCCUCCUCCUCCUCCCCCUCCUCCUCCUCCUCCACUGCUGCAACGACGGCCGCUCACCCGACCAUCUCGCACAUCACCAACCCUGACACAACCUCCGACACCACCACCACUACCUCCGACCCCAGCGAUGAGGAUCAGGACUUUACCUGCCCUCACUGCGACCGCACCUUCACCUCACACAUUGGCCUGAUCGGUCCCUUGCGAAUCUAUCGCACGGAGACUGGCGAACCAGUGCCUGGAGCACCAACCUACACCCACCGCACUCGCCUCCACUGCCCACACUGCCCUCGCACCUUCACGCAUCGCAUGGGUCUAUUCGGCCACAUGCGCAUCCACGAGAGCGGAAUUGACCACAAUUCCGGCACACCAAUCACGUCCACCAGGCCCACUAGGCCCAGUCCUACCGUCGAUCCUUCGGCCUGA
Molecule: messenger RNA, 1843 nt
Organism: Spirometra erinaceieuropaei
Lineage: Eukaryota; Metazoa; Platyhelminthes; Cestoda; Diphyllobothriidea; Diphyllobothriidae
Source: the annotation of a GenBank genome assembly